UGCAGGAUGAAACAUGUGAUCUAGGACCUACCGUUAGAUUGACUUGAUGACUUCCAUACUAAGCCAUAUUUGUGGAUACAGAUUUUUGCAUGUCAAUUCCGUAGGCACAUAACCCUCAUGGAAAUUGUCAGUGGAGUGCCUUUUUCUGAACAAACUAUUGCAGAAGCUGGUAUUGUUAAUGUUCCAUCCCAAUACUUACAACCUCCCGAAAGUCGACCUGGAUCCUGUCAUGAAAGUUCAGAUUCAAGCAUCCCUGUGGUCGAUCUCUUCAACUUCGAGACCAAACAAUCUUGCAAUGUGCAUAAGGAGCUUUCCCGUUCUUGUGGUGAAUGGGGGGCUUUCCAAGUGAUUAAUCAUGGUGUUCCAAAGCGGUUGCUUGACUGCAUGAGGAGUGCAGGACUUUCAUUUUUCAAAGAAUUUUCAGAGGACAAGAGGGAUAAGUACAGAUGUGAUCUAAACUCUGCCGCUUCAGAGGGUUAUGGCAGCAAAAUGUUGAUGAAAGAGGACAGUGUUCUGGACUGGAGGGUUUACUUUGAUCACCAUACGCUACCGUUAUCUCGACGUAAUCCAAUACGGUGGCCAGACUCUCACCCUAAUUACAGAGAAACUGUUGUGGAGUACAGUGAUCACAUGAUGACACUAGCCCAUAAACUCUUGAGUUUGAUCUCUGAAAGUCUUGGUCUGCCAUCCUCAUGUAUGGAAGAGGCAGUGGGGGAAAUCUACCAGAAUAUCACAGUCAGCUUUUAUCCAAGUUGCCCCCAGCCAGAGCUUACACUAGGUUUGCAGGCCCAUUCUGACAUGGGUGCCAUUACCCUUCUGAUACAAGAUGAAGCUGCAGGUCUUCAGGUAUUGAAGGAUGGCCAAUGGUUAACCGUACAACCUUUAUCUGAUGCUAUCGUUGUCCUUUUGGCUGACCAGACAGAGAUUUUGACCAGGUGAGAUGUAUAAAAGGGGAG
Molecule: messenger RNA, 956 nt
Organism: Telopea speciosissima
Lineage: Eukaryota; Viridiplantae; Streptophyta; Magnoliopsida; Proteales; Proteaceae
Product: jasmonate-induced oxygenase 4
Exons: 3
Coding region: 118-939 (273 amino acids)
Source: RefSeq, a predicted model, not a curated record